This is a messenger RNA of Enterobius vermicularis (human pinworm), 1188 nucleotides long. The record is from the annotation of a GenBank genome assembly. Lineage: Eukaryota; Metazoa; Nematoda; Chromadorea; Rhabditida; Oxyuridae.
AUGCAAAGAAUCAGUUCAUGGUUUGAACAGCUACCGUUACGUCGUCGAUCGUCACAACGGCGAACUGAGAGUCGACAUUUGCAAAAGCAAUCAAAAUCUGCAGCUCCACGUUUACGCUACAGUGUUUCGGCAGUUCAACAGCAUAAAUUUCGAGAUCAUUCGGCAGAUGGUUACGCAAAUUCACUGGUCAAACAAGAUCAGCAAUACGGUCGAGUACCGGAUUCUUGGAACAGGCAAGAAACGGUAGAACGAACGUAUCUGAACCAGCUGCAACCGAAAUGUUCAUCGCUUUCACAAGCAUUUUCAUCUUCUUAUUGUUCUGAACCAAUGAGAAUCCGCACAAAUCCGUGGAUUUCACGGCGGCGUCCAUCAAUAAAUCACCUAAUUGCAACGAAGCCACCCAACGACCUUUACUAUACAUCAGUUGAUCGUUGUUCAUCAAUUCGAGUAAAAAGUCUUGACGAAAGUACCUGCAGUUCCGGAUACGGCAGUCAGGAUAGCAGUCCGGAAUCUUCUGUUCAUUCACCGGACUGGCAACCGUCAAGCAAAAUUAAUCGACGAGGACGUUUUGAAGACAAAGCAGUUGAGUGCAAUUCGAUUGAUGUCGAUGAAGCGCUCGGAUUGGACUUCGACGAAAAUGAUGAUAAGGAAUCCGAAGAACCGAAACCAAUUGGUGAUUCUAUCCCCGAAGAUGAGCAUAUUUACCAUGAACUUGAAGCCUUCAGCAGAUUUUCGCUUCUUCUAAAUGAUAAUGCUUGUUCAUCGGAUUCCGAUAUUUCAUGUUCCUCAGCUAGUUCUCUACAUUCUCAGCAAUCAUCAGCUAUCUACGCGCAACCGUAUCCAUUAAUGAAAGCCGAUCAACCAGAUGCCAAUGAUGAUUUUCCAAAUACAGCAGCCAGUUUUACGUAUAUACCCAGUGCCAACUAUCGUCCAGCACCAAAAUUCCAUGCGCCUCCACCACCACCAGUAUAUUCGGAUUUUGAUCAGGCUGAAAUUGAUUUUCUUGCUGAACUCGAUGCGCAGAUUGCUGAGCUACAAGUUAAAAGUGUUGCCGUCAGGCAGCUGGUAGAUGAGGCUCGAGAGAGGCGAGAUGCUCGUACUCGAAGUAAUCAGAUGUAUUUGAAGGAACUUUCUGAGUUACGGCAACUCAAAUGGGUUCUUCAGGAUCGUUUUGAACUUGUUUUAUAA